UUCGGGUCAUUUCCGCAGGUGUUUUACAAGUAACAUAUAGUAGUGCCACGUUUCCAAACUUACCUUACUUACAGUUCAGCGUGUGAUAGAUAUACAGCUAUUGUUCAGUUGCCUGUUAAGAGACAAGUAUCUCCAAUAUGGCUGCCACCUCACUGGUGCUAUUUAUGUGCAUAUGUGCUGUAUUUGCAGCCGAUUCGGAGCCUGGUCCUCCAUCCGGGGUUGAAGAUGUCACUGAAUUGAAAGUAGACAAGGUAGCGAUACCCGAAGACUGCGAGAGGAAGACGAAGAAAAACGAUCUGUUGUCUAUGCACUACACUGGGUACCUCAAAGACGGUACAAAAUUUGACUCGAGUCAUGACCAUGGACAACCCUUCCAGUUCCAGAUGGGCAUUGGUCAAGUGAUCAAGGGUUGGGAGAUUGGUCUAGAGGACAUGUGUGUAGGGGAGAAACGAAGACUGACCAUCCCACCUCACCUUGGUUAUGGGGACCAGGGUGCUGGAGACAAGAUCCCUCCAAAGGCAACUUUAGUAUUUGAUGUGGAACUUGAAAAGAUUGAAGAUGGGCCCCCUCCUCAGAAUAUUUUCAAACAGAUUGACACAGAUGGUGAUAAUGCCCUAUCCCAGGAUGAGGUGUCUCAGUUCAUGGUAGACCAAGCGAAGGAGGCAGGAUCUGACACAGAUUUGGACCCUAAGGAACAUCAAGACGUUAUUAAAUCUAUUUUUGAACAUGAAGAUAAAGACAAAGAUGGAUUUAUCUCGCAUGAAGAGUUCAGCGGACCAAAGCAUGACGAGUUAUAAUGAGUGCUAAUUUAAUUUUAGAAUAUCAGUGUUAUAAUAUAUUUGAAGAUGCAGAGAUGCAGACAUUGUAAGGGGCAUUUUUCAUAUGGUGCUGCAGUCUUAUAGGUAUAACUGGUAGUACUUAUUGUUUUAGGGUAUACAGUAUGUAGAUUAUGUAGGAUUUUCCCUGUAAUAAUGUCAAACUAUCUUUUCCUUCUGUUUGGAACUUUGCACAAUCACUUCGGUCUAAAGGUUUGUCUUUGUAAGAUUUUAAUAUUGUAAACAAUCACUGUGAAGCUUUUAUAGUAAAAAAGUCCCCUAAAAACCUUCGUAGCCUUUAUGAAAAUUGUCAGAAAAAAGUCCUCAUAUUAUCUAUCACUUUGCCUUGUUGAAGGAGAAACAGAGGAGAUAUAAGAUUUAGUUCAUUUUUCUUCAUUCUCCAUUGAAACAUUUUUGAAAGUGCUUUCAGCUGAACAGUUAAAUUGUUUGCUUAGAUUAUUUUCCAAUCAAUUUUUUCAAUAAUUUUAAUGUUGGGAUGUUUUAUUUUGGUGCAUAACUAAUAUAUAUACUCUAUAUAUUUGUUUAGAUAUUGUUACUUCUAGUCAUUUAUGUCCCAAUACCUAACGUUUAGAUCUGUUGAUUUUAUAUCUCUACAGCAGAAAAUACAGAGAAUGAGUAAAGACAGAUACAACAAGAUUGUGAGACAAUUCCAGUUGACUGGUAUAAACAUUCUAUUUUGGGUUUUGUCUGUAUUUGUUUCUUACUUCUGUUGUUUUUGUUGAUUUUCAUCUUCUUCAGAUCUUUACUAUGAAAUAUGAAAGGUUGUAAGGUUGUCUGCAAGUUUGUACUUUCCAUUUAUAAACAUCACUUCCAUUUCAUCAUUGUAAGUGCUUCCAAUGUAUAGCAGUGGUUAAACUACAUGUUACUUUGGACUAGAUUAUAGGCCAAACUCUCAACUCUACAAUACCGUCUGUCUCUUUAUUUCAUAGACGUAUUUAAUCUAUAGAAAUUGUAGUUUAAUUUCAGUAAAGGGAGAUAAUCAAAGUACGAGUUUGAGUAAAGGGAGAUAAUUGAUGUAUGAGAGGAUUAUAUUUUUUUGUAUAAGCUUCCCUUGAAAAUUCAUAUCUUAACACUGACUUAGAUGUAGUCUUAGCAUUUGAUAUAUUUUAAUACAAAAGGCAGUAUUGUGCAUGCAGUAUAGUAUCUUUUUUUUUUAACUUUUAUAAACUUAAAAUUCUGAUUUAUCCAUACCACAAAGUCGAACACCAGUUUUCAAUUUUCUACAUAUUUUAAUGAGAAAUGUGUAAUUUGGAAAUAUUGUUAUUAAUCUCAUGAUUUAAUUACAUGUUAUUGAACCAAAGUUCAAACAUAGUUUAUACAUAUAAUAGUUUGAGGUGCAUUUCAAUUAAAGUUUUUCAACCUUAGAUAUCUAGUCAAAAAAUUUGAUGAAGUCUGGAAGUCACUUGAUCACAGACUUACAUACACAUAGUGGCAUGGUUUCCUUAUGCCAGAAACUAAUGUACAAAAGGUAUGCAGGCACAAUACAGGUAAAUUAGAACUUGAUUUUAGGCAGCACAAAGUCAUGCUUCCCUGUACAAACAAACACUAAGGGUGUACAAUACAAGUGGAGAUCAUAAUCAGUUGCAUACCUGUUUUAUGUUGAAGUCCGUGAUUAGAUAUAUUGUGUACUGUAAGUAGGAAUAAGUACAGAAUGAGGGUAUUACUAUUUGGGUGGAAAUGAUACGUUUUGGGUCAGGUAGGAUGACAUUACAAUACACAUUUUUCAAUAUCGACUACCAUGCAAUCACUUAUCAAUACAAGGUAGCAAUUUAAAGUGUAGUUUUAACACUUACCUACCAAUAACCAACAAAUUAAACAAAUGAAAGAGUGUCAGUCUUUUUGGCUUGUAAUAAAAAAAAAUAUAUAAAUCAUUUACAAUAUGACAGUUAGGAGGUGAUUGUUACAAUAGAUCUGUUUUGAGGGAUUUAUACUUAAUGGUGUACUCUAUCAAACUGAUAUAGCCAAGGCAUAUCAAAAAUUUAAUUGGGAUGCAAAAUAUAUAUAUAUAUAUAUAUGUAUCAAUUGAGAUGAAUUGUUUCAUCGUUAAUUACUACAGAGUUCAAUGUAGUGUACAAAAACUUAAAAUGCUGAAUUGGAUUUGCCCACACUGAUGAUUGGUGUGAUUAGAGAAAUGCUUUAUAUACUGCCCUAUACUCGUGUUCAAUUACUGGUAGCAUUUAAAACAUUCCAAAUGUGUUUCAUUACAGAUACUCUUGUUUUUCAGUCUGAUUGAUGUAUAUAGAGAAAUUAAUUCAGGGAAAUGCAUGAUAAAGUAUUUGGAAUUCUGAUUCAAAGUUAGUGAUGGGUUUUGCAGGUGAAUGAAAUAGAUUUGUAAUUCUGUGGACUUGAACAUCUUUGGAAAGACUUUUGUAAGACAGAAGAUUUUCCCUACUGUUUCCACUUUGUUGUCAUCUUUUGGGUAUUAUGUCAGCCCAGAACAGCGCUAUACAAACAUCAAAUAUCCCUAAGCAGAAAGUUUCUGUUUAAAAUGAAAGCUUCCAUAUUUAUCUGACACCCACUCAUGCUUCUCUGAAGAAUGUUAUACAGAGGCUAUUUCAUUAUCCUUUUAUAAGCCCAUUACCUGACUUUUAAACAGAGAUAAAAGUGCUGGCCUCAGGUCUUAUCCCAAGGUGCUCUGUACUUAUCAGUUUUUGGUAAUUACCUGUGUUUCUGUUGGUGAUAUUGUAAAUCACUGAUUCAUUUUUAUCCAAAAUCAAAUUUUUCUACCGGAUGUAUUAUAAGAACUUUUAUUCAGUUGGUAUUACCAACCCAAAGAAAGUAUUCCAAAAAAAAAAGUAUAUAACCAAACUAUGUAUUACACAAACAUGAUAGGAUUCAUCAGAAUAAAGACAUUCACACAGUC
This is a messenger RNA of Ylistrum balloti, 3699 nucleotides long. RefSeq names its product FK506-binding protein 2-like. Gene Ontology annotation, molecular function: calcium ion binding; peptidyl-prolyl cis-trans isomerase activity. The coding region runs from base 138 to 797 and encodes 219 amino acids. The record is from RefSeq and is a predicted model, not a curated record. The transcript is spliced from 4 exons. Lineage: Eukaryota; Metazoa; Mollusca; Bivalvia; Pectinida; Pectinidae.